Molecule: messenger RNA, 738 nt
Organism: Fusarium coffeatum
Lineage: Eukaryota; Fungi; Ascomycota; Sordariomycetes; Hypocreales; Nectriaceae
Exons: 2
Coding region: 1-738 (245 amino acids)
Biological process (GO): pyridoxine biosynthetic process
Molecular function (GO): pyridoxamine phosphate oxidase activity; FMN binding
Source: RefSeq, a predicted model, not a curated record
AUGGCUCUUCAUUCAGCAGACACCUCAAAGCUCAUCUUCGCCCCUGCUGGCCAUCAAGCCACGGGCCAGGCGGAACAAUUCACAAAGGGAACCCUUGUGCGCUCUCAGCUUAACCCGGAAUCUCCCAUUCCUCAAUUCCAUGCUUGGUUCUCUCGUGCUCAGGAAGACGAUUCUGGUGUCGAACAUCCCGAAUCCUGCACCCUAUCAACCGCUUCUCUUCCCUCAGGUCGCAUCUCAUCUCGCACAGUUUAUCUCAAGGAGCUCGAUAAGCGAGGAUUCGUCAUCUACACCAACCUCGGCACUUCACGCAAGUCAGCAGAUAUAGCAACCAACCCACGCGCAGCGAUGCUCUUCUUCUGGGAAUCUCUACAGCGCCAGGUCCAUGUCGAGGGACGUGUGGAGAGAAUCUCAAGGGAAGAGAGCCAGAACUACUACGACACCCGCGCGAGAGGGAGCAGGAUUGGUGCGUGGGCCAGUAAGCAAAGUCAAGUGCUUGAGCCUCAGGACGAAAACGACGAUGGACGCAAGCAGUUAGAGGGAUGGGUGAAGGAGGUUGAGCAGCGAUUUGAAGGGCAGGAGAAGAUUCCUGUGCCUGACUUCUGGGGAGGUCUGAGGAUUAUUCCUGAUAGAAUUGAGUUCUGGCAGGGAAGGGAGAGCAGACUUCAUGAUCGUUUUGUGUAUGAGAGAGAUGAGGGAAGUGAGUCUGAAGAGUGGAAGCUCAAGAGGUUGAGUCCUUGA